Ilyonectria robusta is the source of this 1510-nucleotide messenger RNA. RefSeq names its product proteinase inhibitor I4. The record is from RefSeq and is a predicted model, not a curated record. The coding region runs from base 366 to 1454 and encodes 362 amino acids. Lineage: Eukaryota; Fungi; Ascomycota; Sordariomycetes; Hypocreales; Nectriaceae. Gene Ontology annotation, molecular function: serine-type endopeptidase inhibitor activity. The transcript has a single exon.
UGUUACAUAUCAGCCCUGCCCCACUACAGCAGCUGCCUGGUGGCAGCUGCUACUGCCUAAACAGGCAAUGUUUUCAUUUGUGUAUAAAGAGCUGCACGACUCAGUGCAUCUUGUCAUUGAGUUCUUGCUCCUUAGAUAAUUCUCAUCAAUUCACUGGUGCCAUCAAUGAUCCCUGUGGAGCCAAUUGUCUGACAUUCCUACUGUCCUAGGCCGGGUAUGGUUACUCCAAAUUCAGCUCACUCUCAGCAAGGUCGCGGGCAGAACCCCCCGCUUCCCCACAUCCCAGACUCAUCAUCGCGAUAUCACUUAUCUCCAAUAUCAAAGCCAAACUAGAUUUGAUACGCCUCCCCAGCAAGCUACAUCAAAUGUCAGGCGUCGCUCAAGCAACCCAUGUCCUCGGCUGGGACAUACUGGAGAAACUCUGUGCCACAGACACGUCGGCGAAAGGCGUCUGUAUCUCCCCACUCUCAAUUGCAACUGCCUUGGCGAUGCUAGCAGGUGCAGCCGACGUUGACCAAAGAGAUGAGCUGUGCCGAAAAAUAGGUUUCAGUAAUCUUUCGGAGCUCUCGGGUUCUUUCAAAGCUCUCGUUGCCGUGUUCAGCGCCGACCAAAUGGUGACAAUGGCGAACGUCGCCUUUGCCGAAUCCGACGUCGACUUUUAUCCAGCUUACACCCAGUUCCUCAACUCUUUUGGCGCCCAUGUCACGAGAUUCCCUAGCUUGCAGGAGGCAGCCGGGGAGAUAAACACCUGGAUCUCCGACAACACGCGAGGUUUGAUCAAGGACAUGCUCUCUCAAGAAGAUUUGGACCAAGUCCACAUCGCGCUCAUCAAUGCGCUGGCUUUCAAGGGAACGUGGAAGACCAAGUUCGACCGAAAGCUCACCCAAAAAAAAACUCCAUUUUUCGUAACGGAAACCGAAGUACGCAAGGUAGACAUGAUGUUCAGCCACAAGGAGAAGAUCGCCACGGCAAAGGGACCUGGCUACACAGCCGUCAGACUCCCGUAUGCAGCGGCUUCGCCAUCCGCCAGUAUGUCUCUCGUAGCGUAUCUGCCCGACAAAGGCACGUCAUUGGAACAACUCGUGCGGGCCAUGGACCGCGGCCGGUCGCCUUUACCUUUCCGCGUCAAAAAGUACGACAAGUUCGGCUUCCCCAAGUUCAACCUCGACAGCAGCCUAUCGAUCCUGUCCAUGCUGCUCGAGCUCGGCUUCCCCGUGGCGGGCGAUUUCUCGGAGAUGACGCGGGGAAGAAACCAGCUGCAAGCUAUUAUCCACAGAGCCAUUAUCAAAGUUGAUGAGGAAGGUACCGAGGCCGUUGCGGCUACGGCCGUUCUCAUGACGAGGAGCCGAGCACCCGAUCCCGAAAUUCUGGUGUUUGACAGGCCGUUUGCAUUUUCCAUUUGCUUAGAUGAAUCAGGUACCGUGGUCUUUACGGGGCUUUUCUUUGGACGGUAGCGCAGGUACACGAGAGACCAAUACAUGACAGGGAGGAUGAGUACGUCACUUUUUAC